UAGCCGGUGACCGGAGGAAGUAAUACAAGCGACAAAAUGGCCGCGCUAGCCGCUUAGUAAACAACAAAACUAGCUAACUUGACGCCGAAGAAGAUUUAAAGUUCUACCCCUGAUAGUGCUGCUCUCACUGUGGACUGUAUCGCUGUAUUUGUACCCAUGGCGAGCACGCUGGAUUUCAGGACCCACGUGGACCAGUCGUGCAGAUACUCGGAAGAGUUUGUCAACAUCUAUUACGACUGCAUGGACAAGAAGAGGAGGAACUUGACCAGACUCUACCUGGACAAGGCGACGUUGGUGUGGAAUGGCAACGCCAUGUCGGGACAUGACACUCUGGGCGAGUUCUUUGAGUCGCUGCCAUCAAGCGAGUUCCAAGUCCACACGCUGGACUGUCAGCCAGUUCAUGAACAAGCCACCCAAGGCCAGACAACGCUGCUCGUGGUCACCGGCGGGACCGUCAAGUUUGAAGGGAACAAACAGCGUUUCUUCAACCAGAACUUUCUGCUGACAGCUCAGGCGUCACCAAACAACGACCAGCCUGUUUGGAAAAUUGCGAGUGACUGUUUCCGAUUUCAGGACUGGAACAGCUGAUGGCCUUCCCCAUCUACGCCUCACUUAUGAACGGUCAACAGACAUGAUUGUGGAAAUAAAUAUGCUGUUAUUUGUUCUUUGUAAAAAAAAAAAUUUUUUUAUUAAAAAACAUGGAACGCUGA
Scophthalmus maximus (turbot) is the source of this 710-nucleotide messenger RNA. It is a transcript of the gene nxt2, whose product is annotated as nuclear transport factor 2-like export factor 2. NCBI's taxonomy places the organism in Eukaryota, Metazoa, Chordata, Actinopteri, Pleuronectiformes, Scophthalmidae. Gene Ontology annotation, biological process: protein import into nucleus. The transcript is spliced from 4 exons. The coding region runs from base 157 to 588 and encodes 143 amino acids. The record is from RefSeq and is a predicted model, not a curated record. Gene Ontology annotation, cellular component: nuclear pore central transport channel.